Messenger RNA from Corvus hawaiiensis (hawaiian crow), 2471 nucleotides. Its product is annotated as zinc finger protein 629-like. Gene Ontology annotation, molecular function: DNA-binding transcription factor activity, RNA polymerase II-specific; RNA polymerase II cis-regulatory region sequence-specific DNA binding. The record is from RefSeq and is a predicted model, not a curated record. Gene Ontology annotation, biological process: regulation of transcription by RNA polymerase II. Lineage: Eukaryota; Metazoa; Chordata; Aves; Passeriformes; Corvidae. The transcript is spliced from 4 exons. Bases 28 to 1119 code for a protein of 363 amino acids.
CGCCGGUUUUGGGGGGGGGGGGGGGGGAUGGGACGGAGAGAGCGGGGACCCCCCCUAAGGAAAUUGGGAGACCCUCCCCCCAAUUUGGGAUAUCCCCGGUCUUGGAUUUGGGAUGGGGGAGGAGAUGACGGCGAUGGAUUGGGGGGGAGGCGGCGGCUUUGGGGGGGGAGGGGCGAGGAGAGAGCGGGGACUCCCCCUCAAAAAAUUUGGGAGGCUCCCCCCCCCCAAUUUGGGAUACCCCCGGGUUUGGAUUUGAUUUUGGGGGCUGAGUCCGGAGCAGCUGCGCGACCCCCCGAGAUCCCCCCGAGAGCAGUCCCCCUGGAAGCCCCCAUGGAGCAGGAGGAGCCGGACGUGGUGGAGCUGCAGGACUCGGACGAGGGGGACGUGGUCCGGAGGGUCUUCAUUGCUGACGACGGCAUCGUGAGCGAUGGCGAGGCCGAGGUGCUGCCGCACGAGAUCAUCCGCACGGUGAUCCCGCACAGCCCCCUGCGGCCGCCGCCGCCCCGCAGCACCCCCGGCCCGGCCCCGGGGGGCUCUGAGGAGGGCGGGGGGGCGGCGGGGUGGGGGGCCGCCAGCGCCCCUUCAUCUGCAACGAGUGCGGCAAGAGCUUCAGCCACUGGUCCAAGCUGCUGCUGGCACCAGCGCACGCACACAGGCGAGCGGCCCAGCACCUGCGGCGAGUGCGGCAAGAGCUUCUCGCAGAACUCGCACCUGGUGCAGCACCGCCGCACGCACACGGGGGAGAAGCCGUACCGCUGUGGCCACUGCGGCAAGAGCUUCUCCUGGAGCUCCAACCUCAUCCAACACCAGCGCAUCCACACCGGGGAGCGCCCGUACGGCUGCGCCGAGUGCGGCAAGAGCUUCACGCAGAGCAAGAACCUCAUCAAGCACCAGCGCACCCACGCCGGGCCAGGGGCAGCGCGGGCCGCGGCGCUGUGCCCACCCCACGGGCGCCCCGAGGGCGCUGAAGGGGCCGCGGGCCGAGGGCGAGGGGCCCGCAGGGGGCGAGGGCCGCGGACAGGAGCCUCUGAUCUGCGUGGAGUGCGGGGGAGAGCUUCGCGAGGAGUGCCGCGCUCAGGAGACACCGCCGGGGGGCACCGCCCGCUCUUCGUGCCGUGAGGGGACGGUGUGGGGACAAUGGCACUGGGGCACAGGGACUGUGACAAUGCCCUGGCACCACCCGGGGCACCGCCCACUCUUCAUGCCCUGAGGAGACAAUGGCACCGAGAUGUGGAGAGACAGUGGGAAGAUGCCCCAGCACCACCUGCUCUUCCUGCCCUGAGGGGACAUGGGGACACUGCAGAGAGGGCACGGGGAUAGUGGGACAAUGCCCUGGUACCGGCGGGGACACUGCCUGCUCUUUGUGCCCUGAGGGGACAUGGGGACAGUGGCACCGGGAUGUGGGGACAGUGGGACAAUGCCCUGGCACCACCUGCUCUUCAUGGCCUGAGAGGACAAUGUGGGGACACUGUGGAGGGACACAUGGACAGUGGGACGCUGCCAUGGCACCGCCCAGGACACCACCUGCUCUUCGUGCUCUCAGGGGAUCUGGGGACACCCGCGGAGGGGACACACGGACCAUGGGACAAUGCCCUGGCACCGGCAGGGAUUCCGCUCUCGCUCUUCGUGCCCUGAUGAGAUGCGGGGACUGUGACACAGGGACAGCAUUGUGAAGGAACAGCGGGACACUGCCCACUCUUCAUGCCCUGAGGGGACAUGGGGACACUGUGGAGGGGACAAACUGGCAGCGGGACACUGCCCCGGCAUUGCCUGCUCUUUGUGCCCUGAGAGGACAUGGGGACAGCGGGACAAUGCCCUGGCACCAGAGGGGGCACAACCCUGCUCUUUGUGCCCUCAGGGGAUGCGGGUACACUGUCAUGGGGACAUUGUGGAGGGACACACAGGCUUUUCAUGCCCUGAGGGGACAUGGGGACAUUGCAAAGGGUCACUGGGGAGAGCAGGACAAUGCCCUGGCACCAUCCGUUCUUUGUGCCCUGAAGGGAUGUGGGGACAAUGUCAUGGGGACACACAGGCAGUGGGACACUGCCUUGGCACUGCCCGCUCUUGGUGCCUUGAGGGGACACACGGACAGUGGGACACUGCCCUGGCACCACCCACUCUUCAGGCCCUGAGGGGACGCAGGGGAUCGUGCUGUGGGCGGGGGACACAUGGGGACACAUGGACACUGUCCUGGCACCAGUGGGGACACCGCCCACUCUUCAUGCCCUGACGGGACAUGGGGACACAUGGAUAGUGGGACACCCCAGUGGGGGACACAUGGGACAGGGGGCAUGGUGCCACCAUGCCAGGGGACACAGGGAGCGUGCCAUAGGCAGGACAUGGUAAUAGAGAUGGGGACACACGAGUUGUGCCACGGGUGAAGGGACAUGGUGACACCAAGCUGGGAGACAGUGGGGGACACCUGGACUGGGACAGGGGCAGGACACGGUGACACCAAGGGGGAGGACACA